Molecule: messenger RNA, 3137 nt
Organism: Lacerta agilis (Sand lizard)
Lineage: Eukaryota; Metazoa; Chordata; Lepidosauria; Squamata; Lacertidae
Gene: DHX34
Product: DExH-box helicase 34
Exons: 16
Coding region: 16-3072 (1018 amino acids)
Biological process (GO): nuclear-transcribed mRNA catabolic process, nonsense-mediated decay
Cellular component (GO): intracellular anatomical structure
Molecular function (GO): RNA binding; metal ion binding
Source: RefSeq, a predicted model, not a curated record
CAGGAGGUUUCGGGCAUGGCCCCCGAGCGCCUGCGGGAGCUCCGCGCGGCCCUCGCGCACUUCUGGGACUUCGGCCAGAAGCAGAGCUUCUCCCGCCUGGCGCGGCUGCAGCGGGAGCGCGCCGCCCUGCCCAUCGCGCGCUACCGGGAGCGUCUGCUGGCGGCCGUGGCGAGCGGCCAGGUGGUGGUGGUGGCCGGAGACACGGGCUGCGGCAAGUCCACGCAGGUGCCCCAGUACCUGCUGGCCGCUGGCUACAGCCACGUGGCGUGCACGCAGCCCCGGCGCCUGGCCUGUGUGGCCCUGGCCCAGAGGGUGGCCUACGAGAGCCUCCAGCAGUACGGCGACCAGGUUGGCUACCAGAUCCGCUUUGAGAGCACCCGCUCGCCAGCCACGAGGAUCGUCUUCCUGACGGAGGGUCUUCUCCUGCGCCAGGCCCAGCGGGACCCCUCCCUGCCCGGCUACCGGGUUCUGAUUGCGGACGAGGUCCACGAGCGCCACCUGCACAGCGACUUCCUCCUGGGCGUCCUGCGCAGGAUCCUGCCCGCCCGCCCCGACCUCAAGCUGGUGCUCAUGUCGGCCACCAUCAACAUCCGCCUCUUUGCGGACUACUUUGGGGGGGCUCCCGUGGUGCAGGUCCCCGGGCGGCUCUUCCCCAUCACGGUCCUCUACGAGCCGCUCCGCCCCGAGGAGGUUGCCAGCGGGCGCAAGGAGAGACUGGACCCCCGCCCCUUCCUGCGGGUGCUGCAGGCCAUCGACCACAAGUACCCCCCCGAGGAGAGGGGCGACCUGCUCGUCUUCCUCAGCGGGGUGGCCGAGAUCGGGGCCGUCGUGGAGGCGGCGCAGACCUAUGCCACGCACACCCAGCGCUGGGUGGUUCUCCCUCUCCACAGCACCCUGUCCGUGGCCGAACAGGACAAGGUAUUUGAUUUGCCUCCCCCAGGAGUCCGGAAAUGCAUAGUUUCCACCAACAUCGCCGAGACCUCGGUGACCAUCGACGGCGUCCGAUUCGUCGUGGACUCGGGGAAGGUGAAGGAGCUGAGCUACGACCCCAAAGCCAAGCUGCAGCGCCUGCAGGAGUUCUGGAUCAGCCGGGCCAGCGCCGAGCAGCGCAAGGGCCGGGCGGGCCGGACGGGGCCGGGCGUCUGCUUCCGCCUCUACGCCGAGUCCGACUACGACGCCUUCGCCCCCUACCCGGUGCCAGAGAUCCAGCGGGUGGCGCUCGACGCCCUCGUUCUGCAGAUGAAGAGCAUGGGGCUGGGCGACCCCCGUGCCUUCCCCUUCCUGGAGCCCCCCCCGCCAGCCAGCCUGGAGACGGCCGUCAGCUACCUGAAGCAGCAGGGGGCCCUGGACCCAGGGGAGAACCUCACGCCCAUCGGGAGCCUGCUGGCCGAGCUGCCUGUGGACGUGGUGAUUGGGAAGAUGCUGGUUCUGGGGACCCUCUUUGGCCUGGCGGCCCCCACCCUCUCGGUUGCGGCUGCGCUCAGCGUCCCCUCCCCCUUCCUGCGCAGCAGCAGCGGGCGCAGCGACCCGGACUGCGCCACCGCCCGCCGGCCCCUGGAGAGCCCCCUGGGAGACCCCCUGACGCUGCUGAACGUCUUUGACGCCUGGGUGCAGGAGAAAUCGGACAAUCGGAGCGGAUCCCGCCGUUGGUGCCGCCGCCGGGGCCUGGAGGAGCACCGGCUCUACGAAGCAGCCAACUUGCGGCGCCAGUUCCAGGAGCUGCUGCGGGACCACCGUCUGCUGGAGCCCCCCGCCCGGCCCAGCGACACCCAUGGGCGCCAGAGCCGACACCGCAAGCGCCGGGAGCUGCAGCGCAUCAAGCGGGAGCACGAGCGGGGGGAGGGGCGGCGGAGGAAGGUGCUGCGCCUGGAGGAGGAGGGGGGCAGCUCUUCCUCGGGAGGGGAAGGGGACCCCCAGCGCGGCCUCGACAUUCAGGACGUCAAGUUCCAGCUGCGACAUGACGUUGCCGAGCUGCGGGCGGCCUCUUCCGUGGCGCAGGCUCUGUCACCCGGCCGCCUGGCCCUCCUGCAGCUGGUCUUGGGGCGCGGCCUCUACCCGCAGCUGGCCGUGCCAGACCCCUUCAACCAGACCCGCAAGGACUCCGACCAGAUCUUCCACACCAAGGAGAAAGCUGGGGUCGUCCUCCACCCCACCAGCAUCUUCUGUGCCUCCCCAGAGCUGCUGCAGCCGGCACAGGAAAGGGGUCCAGAACGUGGGGGGCAGAGAGAUGCCAAGGAGGGACUGAGCAGCCGCCACCAGAUCCUGGCCUUCGUCUCGCUGCUGGAGACCAACAAGCCCUAUUUGGUGAACUGCCUCCGCCUGCCGGCACUUCAGGCGCUGCUGCUCUUGGCUCGCUCCCUGGACACAAACGCCGACUGCACCCGCCUCGUGGCCGACUCGUGGCUGGAGCUGCGGGUCCCCUCCCCAGAAGCGGCCCUCCGCCUGCUGCGUGCGGCCCUCCGCCUCCGGGCUUCCUGGGAGAAGGUCUUGGACCGGCAGCUGGAGAGCCGAGGGGCCCGGGGAGAGGAGGCCGAGGAGGGGCGGCCCAGCGCCAGGCAGGUGCGCCAACUCACCCAGGAGCUGCUGGACUUUCUGAAGCCCGAGGUGCCCUACAGCCUGCGGCGCCUGAUGCCCCUGGAGCAGCAGAACCUCUACGUGGGUCCUCAGGGGGCUUCUGCAGGAGGGGAGGUGCCCCCCGGCCUCUUCCAGGGGGUGGAGGUGGCCCCCGACGAGGAGAAGGGCGGCUGCAGAGUGGGCAGCUUCUUGACGUUCAACUGCCUGGCGGGCACAGAGGGCGACCUGUACAGCGACUGCCUGCGCAGCUUCUGGACCUGCCCUCGCUGCGGCCUCUACAUGCCCUUCACCCCCAUGGAGCGCCUGGCACACGAGGAGGCCUGCCAGCCCCCAGGCCAAGAGGGGGAGCAGCCCAGCCAGGAAGAAGAAGAGACGGCGACCCCACCGGGCGCCUCUGCCCUGCAGCGCCCGUACCACUGCCCCGCCUGCCAGCAGAGCCUCCUCCUCACGCCCACCGAAAUCCUGCGCCACCGGAAGCAGCACCAGGCGCCCCCCUGAGAACAGCGGCGUUGGCGGGGGCCUCUCGAGGUCGGGGGAGCCUGGCAUGGGGGUCGCCUUCUUCC